UUAAGCCCUCCACUUUCUCAAAACACACGAUGGGUAUCACCAAAUACAUCCACUACUCCAUCGACUUGGUUCUUGUGUCUAUCGUGCUCGCUGGGAUCCGCAGAAACACGGGGUUGACGUUUAACGCGGACGAGUUCCAUUCCAUGGACGCCAGAAGGUACAUCUCCAAGUUCUUGGGACUUGGCGAGCGGAUGUACGACUACACGGUUUCAUUGGUCAGACACAGCGGGUACUUUUACCAGCGUAGCUUGAAGGACGAGUUCACCGAUGAGUUGAAGAAGAACUUCAAGAAGAAGGCGAACGAGUUUGACAUUCCUUCUGCCAGAUUGGACUAGAUGGCUUGAAGGCUGUGAUUUGAAGUAAACAUCCAUCCGACGACCAGUGGUUCCACUAGGUACUCAACCGUAUGUAUUACCCUUUUCGUCUCUCGAAUUUCAUUCUCCCAGCUUUCAUUAUCCACAUCUGUCGUGUGGCUGGAGGCAACGUUGCUGCUACGUGGGCCCCCCAACCAGCAGGGACAAACAGCAAGAGAAUAUUAGUCAGUCCCAUGUUUUAGAUGCAUCAUCCGUAUUAUCACGUAUACCUAUGUUGAAAAAAAGGACAUGGACAUUUAUUAACGGGGAAUGGAGGCACAGAGCUCCAAAAGGUGAUACUAACAAUGCAUAUAGCCAAAAAUACCAAGUUUAGCUAAUCCUCCUCGCUCAACGGAAUGGAGGCUAUCGGUUAAUUCUCUCACCGUCUCUACUUCACCUUUAUUAUAAUUUAAUGAUACCUAUGACCACAAGGGGCAUGUACCGGGU
Molecule: messenger RNA, 800 nt
Organism: Babjeviella inositovora NRRL Y-12698
Lineage: Eukaryota; Fungi; Ascomycota; Pichiomycetes; Serinales
Product: DUF1748 domain-containing protein
Exons: 1
Coding region: 30-335 (101 amino acids)
Cellular component (GO): cytoplasm
Source: RefSeq, a predicted model, not a curated record